This is a messenger RNA of Salvelinus namaycush (lake trout), 2724 nucleotides long. Its product is annotated as rRNA methyltransferase 3A, mitochondrial-like. The transcript is spliced from 4 exons. Gene Ontology annotation, biological process: RNA processing. Lineage: Eukaryota; Metazoa; Chordata; Actinopteri; Salmoniformes; Salmonidae. Bases 33 to 1403 code for a protein of 456 amino acids. Gene Ontology annotation, molecular function: RNA methyltransferase activity; RNA binding. The record is from RefSeq and is a predicted model, not a curated record.
UACCACGCUCUCUUCUUGCUGUUGUAGCAAAGAUGGCGGCGUUCGUGAGAGGCAUGUUUUGGCAUCUUCUUGUAGCGGAACGAAGUAAUAUUCUGAAAAAAAGUAACGACUGUAUCGUAGAUUCAAAGAGAUACGUGCGAGCAUUGAAAAGGAGGCCUGUGAAGGUGUUGUAUCCUGAUAGUGAGACGACAUCGAAACAGAGGUCAGAUCAAAUAGUCAACAAGCAGUCUCAGAAAGUUGCGUCCAAAGUGAGGGAGUCCAACGCCAUUUUAAAAAAUGAGACCACUAAUAAACGUGUUGGCAGCAUGUCAUGGAGUGACAGAAAUGGCAAUGCAUCCUCAACGUCGGAACAUACAACCAAUCUGAAGGACCAACUAGGUGGCCUCAAAUUCGAAAGGGCCUUACCUGGUGACAAAAGAUUGGCGAGGGUGGUGAGUGUGGCUUGUUCCAGGACGUUUCGGGAGCACCAGGGUAAGAUCCUGUUGGAGGGGAGACGCCUGAUCUGCGAUGCCCUGGCUGCUGGAGCCAACCCUCAGAUGGUGUUCUUCAGUUCUGUGGACAGACUGUGUGAUCUCCCCUUGGACAAACUGAAGAGGGCCACUCUGGUCAAAGUCAAGUUUGAGGACAUCAAGAUCUGGUCUGACCUGGUAGCUCCACAAGGAGUGAUAGCCAUAUUCUCUCGGCCAGACCCAUCCCGGCUGACAUUCCCUCAGGACCAGCGUGGUCAGUCUGUGCCGCUGUCCCUGAUCUGCGACAACGUGCGGGACCCUGGGAACCUGGGCACCAUCUUGCGCUGUGCUGUUGCUGCAGGCUGCCACAAUGUCCUGCUCACCAAGGGUUGUGUGGACGCUUGGGAACCUAAAGUGCUGCGAGCAGCGAUGGGUGCCCAUUUCCGCCUUCCCAUCUUCCCCAGCUUGGACUGGGACGACAUUCAAAACCAGCUGCCAAAGUUGGUGACUGUCCAUGUGGCAGAUAACUGCAGUGGCUCUGAGAGAGAAGUAGCUGAGGAAGCAAACCAGUCCAACAAACCUUCAAAGGUGGGGGACUAUGGAUGGGUGAGUAGCAGGCCUAAUUGUAAAGACAUGCGCUAUAAGGAAUAUGAAUCAGAUUCCGACUCCGAACUGUCAUUUCCAAGAGUGGAGACUAAGUUGUACCAUGAGGGCUGGGCUCAGGGGAACACUGGUCUUGUGAUAGGUGGAGAGACUCAUGGACUGAGUCUAGAAGCUGUCCAAUUGGCUGAGAGAACUGCCGGUCAAAGACUGUUUAUCCCUGUGGUCCCUGGAGUGGACAGUCUCAACUCAGCCAUGGCAGCCAGCAUUCUCCUAUUUGAAGGCAGAAGGCAACUGUUGAACCUAAUGGAGACGUCUGGGAGGAAAGAUAAGUCUAAGGUGCAAUUUCCAUGAUCCAUCCAUUGGAAUCCAUUUUGAGUGUAAUGGAUAUGUUAUUCCUGGUGUUGGUCACUUUUUCCAUGCAUACAUUCUUGACUGCACGACACCACUUCACUGUACCUCAUGUCAGACUGAAUCAUAUGGAUGGAUUUAAUUUCCAUAUUCAACUCUCAGCUAAUAAGUGAAGUAAAAUGAGUGACAAUGUGAAAUGCAUAUUUCUUCCAAAAUUCCUGCCAGUGUGGCUUUAGAAGCUUCACUUAGUCUCCACAUGCAGUUGGCCUCUAGAUUUCCUGCCAGUUGACUGUAAACUGCUGCUGUGCAACAUGACUGCUUAAUCUCUAUACUGGACAUGUGCUAAGUGUGUCUGUUUAGCAAGGGAAAGAACCUGUCCAUCUAACAUUUUCACUGACAGGCCUGAAAGCAAUUGUCAUAGUAACCACAAGGAAGCAACUGAGACCUUACUGAGAACAUUUACUGUAUGUUAUGAAGUUGUAGGGUUAAAAAAAACUACUGCAUGUGAAAGGUAUGAAAUACUUUGUUUUCUUAUACUGUGUACAAAUGCCUGACAUCAAAAAGAACAGUACACUUGAUUUUGUUUUUUAAAAUUGGAAAUAUAAAUGUAAACUACAUUUCUGGAGUCAUUAUAUAUAAAUAAUGCACACAUGUAGAAGUGAUACCAAGCUAAUACUGUCUAAAAUACAUUUGCUCCCAAUGGAAUAAAAAUGGCCUCAUGGAUAGAGGAAGUUGACAACAUAAGACAGUUGUGCUUAACAGUGAAUUUUAAUGGCUGUGAAGUCAUGACUAGAGACAACCAGGGAGUGACAAAUGUGAAUUCAUACUUCCAACACUUAGCAACUAAGGUGGAUUUUAAUGCCAUUUUUGUGCCUUCAAAAAUAUCUGGCCUUUUCAAUAGAUGGGAUCUUCACAGAAAAUCCUCUUAAGUUUCCAUCUCAACCACUGACAUUUAACAAUUGGGUAGGGCUGACUAUCACUCACUUCAUGAUAAGACAAGUGAAUAGUAUUUGAAAUCCCAUGACACACAAAGCCAGAUGCAAUACAAAACAAAAUACAGACAAAAUGACCUUUUGAAACAGGGAAAUCUUAACAUUUGUCUAUACUAUUAUGCAGCACCUUUUAAACAGAAGAACAAUAAGACAGUUACAUUAAACUGAAGUUCAGGACAUUUUCUGCACUGCAUAUUUGUAAAUUACAACUAUAGAACUUAGAGAAUUUGUUGCAAUCAUUUUAUUCUUUCUCAGCACAUUUUGGAAAACAAAAGCAAUGUGGGUUCAGCAAAGGUAAUAAAGAGACAUGGUGAAAUGUCAAGUCCAUUGGG